Molecule: messenger RNA, 408 nt
Organism: Lindgomyces ingoldianus
Lineage: Eukaryota; Fungi; Ascomycota; Dothideomycetes; Pleosporales; Lindgomycetaceae
Exons: 5
Coding region: 1-408 (135 amino acids)
Source: RefSeq, a predicted model, not a curated record
AUGCGAUACUAUACCCAUGUACUGCGCUAUUCACUCAUUAGGACUAGCUCCUUUCUCGUACAGUAUAUAACCUUACAAUACACUGGUUCAAUUCACCUUGCUUGGAUCUCAAUACCUUCUCAUACGAGAAGUAUUUCAUACUUGACACCUAUACUUCUAUACGGUUAUGCGACCCUUGGACAGUGCCUUCAGAGUGAAGUGCAGGACUUUGGUUUUAAGCCCCCAGAGAGCAUGCCAAUUUUCGUCUACAGCUUCAAGAAGCGGGCCUGGAUUUGCCGUGACGAACAUGUAGUAGAUGGGUGGGUAGGAAGAAGGAUUACAAAGACGACAAUGUCUGUUAACCUGACAGUGAAUUGGACUUAUAUCAUACCAACCCUGCAAACUAACUUUCUCUAUUAUCCAUGUUGA